AUAUGCAGGGCAUAGAGCAGUAGAGCACACUCUCUCCUGUGCUCUAUCAGUAUUGAAAAGUGUGUGCUUUUUUUCUCUUUUUUUAAACAUCAAGGAUUUUGGUGAGGAAAUGGGUAGCGUAAAAAUUAGAGACUAUGACAGCAUCACAUCUUUUCUUGGACCUUGGGGACCCUUUCAGCGAAGGAUUUUCCUUGCAUUGGCCUGCAGCAUCCUUCCAAAUGGAUUUAUUGGCGGCUAUAUAGUAUUUAUAGGUGAUACCCCACUUCACGAGUGCUAUAUCCCUGAAAACUACAGCAUCAGUGAAAUGUGGAGAAACGUGACGAUCCCAUUGGAAACGGUCGAUGGCAUUGCAAAGCACAGCUCUUGCUCAAGGCUUAACCUGGACAUUGUCAGGAACUACUCUCAAAAUAAAAUCAUCCCAAAUGUGGAUGUGAAUGUGAGUGAAAUUCCUUUGGAGAGCUGUCUGGAUGGGUGGACAUACAGCAAAGAAAUCUACCAAUCAACCAUUGUCACAGAGUGGGACUUGGUAUGUGAGAAUGCAUACAAACCUCCGUUGGCCACCUCCAUCCAAUACAUGGGUGUGCUAGUGGGAGCGUUUUUCUCAGGACAGAUGUCUGACAGGUAUGGAAGGAGGCCAAUACUCUUUCUCAUGAUGGUUCUUCAGACUGUGGCAAUCACAGCACAGAUAUUCUCCCCAAGCUGGGAGAUCUUCAGCUUCAUUUUCUUCUUCGUGGGUGCAGGGGGAUUCUCCAACUAUACCGUUGCAUUUGUUCUAGGUACAGAAAUUCUAAGCCCAAAAUCCAGAGUGGUCUUCUGCUCUCUUGGGGUUUUCAUGGGCUCAGCUUUGGGCUACAUGGCAAUGCCAGCGGCGGCUUACUUUCUUCGUGAUUGGUGGAGUCUGCUGAUUCCCAUGGCUGCUUCUAGCCUGAUCUACAUCCCUGUAUGGUGGUUAGUCCCAGAGUCUCCUCGCUGGCUGCUCUAUCAGGGCAGAGUAAAGGAGGCUGAGGACAUAUUAAGAAACGCUGCCAGGAUUAAUAAUGUAGAGGCGCCACAUGCUAUUUUCACACAAGCUGAGAUCGACGAUGCAAUUGCUAUGAAAGACAAGAAAUACAACAUUUUGGUUAUCGUAAGCAGCUGCAAUAUGUUCUCUGUAACAUUACUGUGUUCACUUCUGUGGAUCAUCAUCACGAUUGGUUACUUUGCUUUAGUCCUCAACACUUCAAACCUGAAUGGCGAUCCUUACAUGAACUGCUUCUUGUCUGCUGUGGUAGAAGUGCCGGCUUACAUAAUUGCCUUGUUACUGCUCCGUUACUGCUCCAGGCACUUCUGCCAAUCUUCUUCACUCUUCCUGGGAGGCAUUAUGAUCCUCUGUGUUCAUCUCAUUCCAAAAGAUCUACCGAGUGUGGCUGUGUUCUUUGAGAUUUUGGGGAAAUUUGGCAUGACAUCUGCAUUUUGUGUGGUAUACAGCCUCACAUCAGAGCUCUUCCCCACUGUCAUCAGAAAUACAGCAAUGGGGUGUUGUUCAAUGGCUGCUCGCAUUGGAUCCAUCAUCUCCCCCUUUAUCCUUUACUUGGGACGAUACUAUAAGCCACUCCCAUACAUAUUGAUGGGGGUUCUCGCCCUUUUUGGUGCUGUCUCCUGUUUUCUGCUGCCAGAAACUUAUGGGAAGGCUUUGCCAGAGACCAUAUCACAAAUGCAGCUAAUAUGCAGGAGAAGAGGAAAAAAAGAAAAGGAAGCUGAUAUUGGACAGACCACAGCUGAUUAUCAGAGCAAAGAAUCCAAGUUAUAGUGUCAAGUUGAUUGAGAUUUUUAAAGCAUUUUAUUUACCUAUUUGCUUAUAAAAAUGUUUUGUUUCAUUUUCAA
Perca fluviatilis (European perch) is the source of this 1863-nucleotide messenger RNA. RefSeq names its product solute carrier family 22 member 4-like. Gene Ontology annotation, biological process: transmembrane transport. Gene Ontology annotation, molecular function: transmembrane transporter activity. Gene Ontology annotation, cellular component: membrane. NCBI's taxonomy places the organism in Eukaryota, Metazoa, Chordata, Actinopteri, Perciformes, Percidae. The transcript has 10 exons. The record is from RefSeq and is a predicted model, not a curated record. The coding region runs from base 110 to 1789 and encodes 559 amino acids.